This is a messenger RNA of Hylaeus volcanicus, 2258 nucleotides long. Its product is annotated as protein Abitram. The transcript is spliced from 3 exons. The coding region runs from base 1331 to 2161 and encodes 276 amino acids. The record is from RefSeq and is a predicted model, not a curated record. Lineage: Eukaryota; Metazoa; Arthropoda; Insecta; Hymenoptera; Colletidae. Gene Ontology annotation, cellular component: nucleus.
CUAGUAUAGACGUCUAUUGUAAAAGUUUGUAUUUAAAGUAAAGAAAUUCAACGUUUCUGUUAAAUUAGUUAUAUUUAAACGGUUAUAAUAACAUUAACAACGGUUAAAAUUACAUUUCUUAAUUUAUCUUAAAUUAACUUAUUCCUGGCUAAGUCGCACGCAGGUUUAAUCAUUUUGUCACGUGCGCCGUGAACGCCAGAAAAACCCCAAGUCCUUAAAAAUAAAACCGCACGGACUCGCAACAACACCUUGCAACCAGAGAUGGGCAAAACCCUAGACUUCGAAUAAAUCUCAAGUUUGCCGAUUUGUUUGUCUCGUUUCUUUCUCUGGGAAAUGUUCGAAAGAGGAAAAGAGACAAACAUAUCGGCAGACUUCAGAUUUAUUCGAAUCCUAGGGUUUUGCCCAUCACUGCUUGCAACAUACAAACAAGACCAACCAAAAGCAACACGUAAGCAUAUCAGCAUUGGUAAUUCUUGUUACGAUAACAGCGAACCCUGGCGACAAAAUUCACCAACCAUUUUUUAUCUGCAUACCUAACCCACGUUCUAACUACAAAUUCACUACUACAUACUGUAUAACGCUAUCUCUGUGUCACCGUUCCAUUUUCCACCUGAUAUAGAAUAUAAUUCGGUAUGGUUCAGUAACAAACACGGGGUUCAAGCGUACAAAAUUUUUAGCGCCACGUGGGAAAAAUUCACGCAACUAGAAGCAAUUUCUCCGAUUUACUUUCUUUUAAAUAAUUUAAAAAAGCAACUUAAAAAAACCCGCUCUGUAUAUAUAUAUUACAAAAUAUAUAUAUAUAUAUUUUUUAGUUGGGUGAAUUUUUCCCACGCGGCACUACAAACUUUGUACCAACUUUUAAUAUGUGAGCUUGGUGCAACAAAUGGAGCAACAAAUGGUGAUAGGUUGAUAGGAGAUAGUAGUGUCGUAUAUUAGUAUCCAUGCCCAUCCCGAUGCCAGCGACACAAUGCGACGAUACAAUUUGCUAGCAGCUCAUAAUACUGCAUGUAAUGAAUUUUUCAUCAAAUAUCAAGAUUGUCAAUACAAGCAUCCAUUUCGUAAAUUUCUUGGUUACUGCAACAACAUUGAGAAACAAAUGAUUUCCUGCGUAAAAGAACAACGAGAAAUUAAUAGAAACAAAAAUAGCCAGGCCGCUAAGGAAAGACAAAGUAGGUUACGUCUUAUUCGAGAGGAGGAAGAAAAGAGUAAACGAAUAACAUAGAUUGAUUCUAUGUGUUUCUCUCGAAUAAUUUAGUUUAAAAUGUAAAUGAUAGAAAUCGAUAUCAAAUAAAAAAUAUUCGAAACAAUUUCAAUGGUUUAACGGUCAACGAUGAACAUCGAUUCGUAUAACGAACCAAUUUCAAAAAGAAUAAAAUCAUCCGAUGAUGCGUACAAAAUUUCGUCUAAUGUACAUAAACGGUCGCAAACUACGAAUAAUGUCAAAGAAGAAAAUAAUGCAGCAAUGAAUUUUGAAUAUCAAGAAAGUUCCGAAAUAACGGACAACAAAGACAAAGAAAUGUUGCUAGCGAAUAAUGACCAAGAUGAUCAUUUAUUUCCAUUUCCUCCAGAUGAUAACAUUUCGGACAUGUUGGAAGGAGUGAAAUACGAUGGAUUGUUUCCAACGAUUACGGAUCGAUACUUUACUGCUUAUUACAAAUUAAAUGUACAAAAUACCGCCGAUGAUAUUUGCAUUUUAAUGCAUAGUAAUCGUAUUUGUAUGCUCGCUUUAGCUCCGAGUCACGUAGUUUUACAAAGCGAUACGCAAAUAAUGAAAGUUGACUUCAAGGUUAGCAAUAAACUAGACAGAGUUCUGAACAAAGUCUCAGGCAAGAGUAAACAUGGUGCGCAACCAUUGCAAGCUAACUCUAAUAUCUGUAUAAUUACCUGUUCCAACGGAAAAACAUAUACUAUUAAAUGUUGUAUAAUUGGCAAAUUGAUAGAAGCGAACGAAGCGUUGUUACAAAAUCCGAAACUUCUAUUGCAACCUCCGCAUAGAGGUGGUUAUUUAGCUAUAGUGCUCCCAAAUAUAAAACAUUUAGAUAAAAUGAAAGCAUCUUUGCUUACUCAAAAACAAUACGACUUGGAGAUGUUGGAGCGUCAGGGUACCGCGAAUAAGACAAAUUAUCGUAAUAAUGAAGUCACGGUAUCCGUGGCAAGUUAAUUUAGCAUAUAAAAAUGUUAACGAUUGUUGUUGUUUACAUGACUUUUUCCAACUGUAUACCGUUCGAGGUAAAAAUAAAUACAUAAACAAUAAGAAA